ACAAGCGAUCGAUCGUCUCUUCCAACAAGUGGGAAAGUCAUGAUGAUGAUAGGAAAAUUGACACUUGUAGCCCUUCUGGUCGGCGCCACUUCGGCUAAGCCAAAUCCUACAUCUCCUUCACAAUGUCGAUGCAUGCCCACUGAUUCAUGCUGGCCAUCGGUGAAGGAAUGGUCUCGAUUCAAUUCCACAGUGGGCGGGCGACUGGUCAAGACAGUCCCACUUGCCUCCCCUUGUCAUGCUCCCAGCUAUAAUGCCACUGAAUGUCAAUAUAUUCAAGACCAGUGGGUGCAGCCAGCCUUGCAUGAUGGCUCCUCUUCCUCCAUCAUGGCUGCUGACAUAGCUAACGCGACUUGCGACCCAUUCACUGCUUCGUCGAGUCCCUGCCGGCUUGGAAAUAUGGUGUCGUAUGCCGUCAAUGUUUCUUCCUCAGCAGAUAUUGCCCGGACGAUGGCCUAUGCAGAUGACAAUAAUCUUCGACUUGUGAUCCGUAAUACCGGCCAUGAUUACAUGGGAAAAUCGACCGGCGCAGGAGGUCUCUCCAUUUGGACUCAUUACCUCAAGGAUAUUAAGAUCAAUUAUAACUACUCCUCCCCGCAUUACACCGGCCCGGCAGUCACCAUUGGAGCCGGUGUCCAGGGCGAGGAAGUCUACGCUGCAUUGCACAAACACAACCUAGUGAUGGUCGGCGGUGAAUGUGCCACCGUUGGUCCGGCUGGAGGGUACACGCAGGGCGGCGGCCACUCGGCCCUCAGUUCGCGGUAUGGUCUGGCUGCGGAUCAAACAUUGGAGUGGGAGGUUGUCGAUGGCAGAGGGCGAAAGCUGCGCGCCUCCCCAACGGAGAACGCCGACCUGUAUUGGGCUCUAAGUGGCGGCGGUGGCGGAACGUAUGGCGUUGUCACGUCCAUGACGGCGAAGGUGUUCCCCGAUUUCCCCGUCGCAGGUGUGGUCCUCGAAUUCGACUCAGAUCCCGCCAACCUCGAUCCCUUCUAUGAUGCUGUGGAAUACUAUCACUCCCUGGUUCCGAGCUUCACGGCGGCGGGGGGCAUGGCCAUCGCUCGUGUCACGGACUCCUCCUUCUUGCUCACGCCUCUAACUCUCCCCAACACCACUGUGAAGAGCGCACUGGAACUGAUCACACCUUUCACUGAUAAGCUGGACCAGCUGAAUAUCAGCUAUGCGAUGAACCUCACACAUUUCCCAUCGUACUUUGAUCAUUACAAUGCCUUGAUUGAGCCCAACCCCACCCAGCUCGUGGAAAACGGCCAGUUCGGUGGCAAAUUGAUCCCCUUGUCGGUGGUCGAGCAGUCAAAUUCGGCGUUGACUACCGCGAUGCGAAACAUCACCCAGGACGGCGUCGGAUUUGUCAGUAUUUCAUUGAAUGUGUCCUCCGCCGUGACGGGGGCUACGAACAAUGCUGUACUUCCAUCGUGGAGGACGGCCGUAAUGGAUAUCAUUCUGGCAACAACAUGGCCGGAGCGCGCAAACCUUGGGAAAAUGAAACAGCUUGCCAAUGAGAUGACUGAUAAGUGGAUGCCAAUGUUGACAUCCCUGACAUCUGAUCCAGGUUCCUAUAUGAACGAGGCUGAUCCGCAACAACCAAACUGGCAAGAAGCCUUCUACGGACCAAAUUAUAAUCGCCUUCUGGCAAUUAAAAAUAAGUAUGAUCCGAAGAGUAACUUCUAUGCGCACACUGCUGUGGGAAGCGAGAAAUGGGUGCAGGAGUCAGAUGGGCGGUUAUGCCGGGCGACUUGA
Penicillium vulpinum is the source of this 1752-nucleotide messenger RNA. Its product is annotated as FAD-dependent oxidoreductase. NCBI's taxonomy places the organism in Eukaryota, Fungi, Ascomycota, Eurotiomycetes, Eurotiales, Aspergillaceae. The record is from RefSeq and is a predicted model, not a curated record. The annotation marks the transcript as partial. Gene Ontology annotation, molecular function: FAD binding; oxidoreductase activity. The transcript has 5 exons.